Apodemus sylvaticus (European woodmouse) is the source of this 3124-nucleotide messenger RNA. It is a transcript of the gene Tsn, whose product is annotated as translin. The record is from RefSeq and is a predicted model, not a curated record. Gene Ontology annotation, biological process: RNA metabolic process. The transcript has 6 exons. Gene Ontology annotation, molecular function: RNA binding; sequence-specific DNA binding; single-stranded DNA binding. The coding region runs from base 230 to 916 and encodes 228 amino acids. Lineage: Eukaryota; Metazoa; Chordata; Mammalia; Rodentia; Muridae. Gene Ontology annotation, cellular component: nucleus; cytoplasm.
AGGAGCACGAGGCGAGACCGUGCGCGCGGCGCCUCAGGCAUUGCAGCGGGCAGCCCGGGCUCCAGUGCGCCGCGGGCAUGGGAAGACCCUGGCGCCAGCCGUAGCGCAAGAGCCGGUGGACGGCGGUAGCGACAGCGACGGGCGUUGCGAGCAAGUCCGCUGUGUGUCUGUGGGUCGUACUUCUUCAGCCGUGCUCCGGUGCUGACUGAUUGUCAGGGCAGCCGACGCCAUGUCUGUGAGCGAGAUCUUCGUGGAGCUGCAGGGCUUUUUGGCUGCCGAGCAGGACAUCCGAGAGGAAAUACGAAAAGUUGUACAGAGUUUAGAACAAACUGCUCGAGAGAUUUUGACCCUACUUCAAGGGGUCCAUCAGGGCACUGGGUUUCAAGACAUUCCAAAGAGGUGCUCGAAAGCCCGAGAACAUUUCAGUACGGUAAAAACACAUCUAACGUCCCUGAAGACCAAGUUCCCUGCUGAGCAGUAUUACAGGUUUCAUGAGCAUUGGCGGUUUGUGCUUCAGCGCCUGGUCUUCCUGGCGGCGUUUGUGGUAUAUUUGGAAACAGAGACCCUGGUGACCCGAGAGGCUGUCACAGAGAUUCUUGGCAUUGAACCAGAUCGGGAAAAAGGGUUUCAUCUGGAUGUGGAAGAUUAUCUCUCAGGAGUUUUAAUUCUUGCCAGUGAACUGUCGCGGCUGUCCGUCAACAGUGUCACUGCUGGAGACUACUCUCGGCCCCUUCACAUCUCUACUUUCAUCAACGAGCUGGAUUCAGGUUUUCGCCUUCUCAAUCUGAAAAACGACUCCCUAAGGAAGCGCUACGACGGCUUAAAGUACGAUGUGAAGAAAGUAGAGGAGGUGGUCUAUGACCUUUCCAUCCGAGGCUUCAAUAAGGAGACAGCGGCAGCUUGUGGUGAAAAAUAGGAGCUUUUCCCUGCGGCUGGCCUUGCUGGCUCUGCAGUUGCCAGGGAGAGCUAGCACGGUGCCUCGUCCUGUAGUUAGCACACUAGUUGCUAAACACCGCUUUAUUUUCGUAACCAGCUGUGGUGUAUCAGAAUUGAAAUACUUUUUGGAUCUAAAAAAAAAAAAAAAAGAAAAGAAAAGAAAAAGAAACCUUUCCACGGAUGGGUUUUUUUGUCGAGGUUUCAGUGCACUUGCCGUGCUGUUGUUGUAUUACCAUUUUGUCAACAGUGUGAAUGUUGAUCCCUUGGUAAAAGUCCUUUCUUGUUUACCUGACUGUUGAUGUACUGAUUGACAGGUUGUCUUGUUUGUGAUUCUCCCACAAGUAAACAAUGAUGUUUUCUAGGUCCAGAUUAGUCCUGCAUUUCGAGUUGUAGCCUGGAUACAGUGUGAGAAUAGAGUGGUUGACCAGCCAGGGGACUUUAUUUUCCCCAUCUAUGCUAAGCCUGUACGUUAGUUGAAGUUUUUGCCCGAUUCUCUCCCUGCUACCAAAAUUGAGCAGAUGAAACUGUACAGUUCAACUCAGCAAGCUCAAGGUAGAAAGAUCCUCUUGGUGAAGUGGUGUGGUGAUGUCAUGUGUUGGCUUAGAGCACCUGUCUUCUGGCGUCACCUCACCAGACAUCCGUCUGCCCUAGCAGUUAGUCCUUUCACCUGUCUAGAGCUAACACCUGUGUGCUGUGUUUGCAAACUAGGAGAUCUUUUCACAGCAGCCAGCUAGAACUGGUGGGCGUAGAAAGCCGGCCUCAUGUAUUCAUUCGUUAUCUGUACUGAGGAGUGCGUUCUUAGAGAAAUUAGUGCUGUUUGCUGUAAAAGAAAGUAAAAUUUGGCUUUAAAAAAUUCAUGUGAUUGGCAGUAAUUUUUGGAAUAAGAAUUGCAGGUUGUGAUCCUGUCAGUACAUUUAAAUUGUAUAGCUUAGGGUAGUAAUGUGAACUCUGUGGGCUCCCCUAUCCCCUCUCCUUUGUAGAUAGCAUAAGAACUCAUGGUCAUUCUUGGGGAAGAACUGAAAUUAUUAAAGUCAAGGCUGGUGAUGUAGCUUUUAGUGAUAGACUUGCUUGGCAGGUGUGAGACACUGGUCCAUCCCUAGGACUUCAAAAAACUGAAAAAAAAAAAAAAACCCAACAAAAAUAGUGUAGUUUUUUGCACCUUCUGACAGGAAGCUGCUGGCAUUACUAGUGUAAUAGGAAGUAUUCAGGGGUGUCACCCUUUCUUGCUUGGUGGCAGUUUGGGCUUCAUGUUUGUGCAGUGGGAUAAUGACAUGGCUUAUAUCAGGCUAUGGUUAAAGACUAACUGGAAAGUGGGGCCUGACAGUGCAGGCCUGUGCACCUAGGUACACAGGAGGCUGAGGCGGGAGGUGGACAAAUUCAAGGCUUCAGGGAUAGCCUGGCUAAUUGAGUAAGCUCCUGUGACAAAAACAAAACAACAAAAAACCAAAAAAGGCUGGAGGCACAUUUCAGUGACUGUUUUCCUCACAUGUUUGAGGCCUUGGGUUCAACCCCUUAUUGUGCAGCGAGGUGGCGGGAGGCUGGCUCUAAUUUCCCAUCUUGAGGGAUGAGCUGUGAUUGCUGUAUAUUGUUGGACAUGUAGGCUAGCCUUCUUCAUGGGUCUUUUUGCAGGGUUAGAAUACGGUAUUUGGCUAUUUUUGUUAGUUUACUCUUUGAGACAGGGUUUUGCUGAUAGUCCAGGCUGGCCUGGAACUCGCAUCUCUGUUUCCAUUUCCUGAGUACAGGUUUAGGCUCUUGAAAGUGUCUGAGAAGGUAGAAGGCUUUUCAGCUGCAUGGUCAGUUAGAGACAGGAGGUUCCACAGGUUCUUGCUUUGUUGCUUAAGUGUGGGUUCUGCUAGACAUCAUUAAAGCUCUUAUCAAAAGUUUCCUAUUUUCCUCUUUAGAGACAGGUUGUGAUGUGCCUGCACUGUCGUCUAGGCUGGUCUCAGCCUCCUGGGCUAAGCCCUUCUCUUCGCCUCAGUCUGUGAAGCAGCUGGGAUUCUAGGUCAGUGCUACCACACACAACUCUCAGAUUCAGUUUCAGAUACAAUGAACAGAUUGCACUUAAAAGUGAAGGAGUAUGUUCUAGUGUUGUGAUUCUACUUGAGAGUUUAGACGUGUCUUGUUGAUAAUUAGUUGUGUUCGUUACUGGCUUGUAAAGCAAUAAAACUGUUUUUGGUCUCUUUGUAAA